AGCCUGUGGUUUGCUGUGACGCUGGAGGGUUGGUCCAUGGAGCAUAAUGAAGCGUCCCAGUUGCUGAAAUGGGAGUGGGCGAGCUGGGAUAGGCUGGGAGUUUGGUUGGAGCAGUCAGCGGGACGGGAGUAGGCACAAGAAAAACGAAGAACCGACUGAUCAUUAACUUCUGGUUUCUUUGCGGAUGAAUGUUGGACAGGAAAUUUGACGUAGACAGCUUUACGGGAAACAACAUUUGUUGCAUUCACAGGUUCGCGGAUCUGAACGGCGCGGAUGACAAAGAAGCGUCGCCGUGCAAACUUUCUCAAUCGGGUUUAAUCGCUCGCCAAAAAAAAAAAAAAAAAAAAACCCAGAAAGGGGGGAUUCUGUUUUUCUUUCUAACGCAGGCGUAAAGAAGAGGACAUCAUGCCGCGCCGCACCGUGCAAGAAGUAACAGUGCAAGAUGUCCAGAAGCGGAGGAAUCCGAACAAACACUACGUUUACAUCAUCAAAGUGUCCUGGAGCGAUGGCAGUACGGAAAUCAUUUACAGACGCUACAGCAAGUUCUUUGACCUGCAGAUGGAAUUGCUGGAUAAAUUCCCAGUGGAAGGAGGCCAGAAAGACCCUAAGCGCAGGAUCAUUCCAUUCCUACCAGGAAAGAUCCUGUUUAGGAGGAGCCAUAUCAGAGACGUGGCCAUGAAAAGACUAAGACCCAUCAACGAGUACUGCAGGGCCCUUAUUCAGCUGCCAGUCUACAUUUCCCAGUGUGAGGAGGUCAGAGUGUUUUUUGAGACCCGACCUGAAGACCUCAACCCACCAAAAGAAGAACCCAUCGGAAAGAAGAAAUCAGGGAUUGUGGACAGAGCGACUACUUUCCUAAAGCGAGGAGAUUCCACCGCAGCAGACCCUCUCCUACUCGACCAGUAUGUGGCAGUAACAGACUAUGAAAAGCAGGAGAGCUCUGAGAUCAGCCUGCAUGUGGGUCAGGUUGUGGAGGUCAUUGAGAAAAAUGAGUCUGGUUGGUGGUUUGUUAGCUCAGAAGAUGCCCAGGGCUGGGUCCCUGCCACCUGCCUUGAGGCACAGGAUGACCCUGAUGACUUCACUUUUCCAGGGGAAGAAGUGCCACGGAGAUUCUGGUCACUGCCAAGGCACAUGGGUCGUCGCAGAACUUUAGGGGAUCUAUUCAGCACAGGCUUUGGGCAAGAAGAGAAGUAUUCAGUGAUUUACCCAUACUCGGCCAGGGAUGAAGAUGAGAUUGACCUGGAGAGGGGCAUGAUUGUUGAAGUGAUUCAAAAGAACUUGGAGGGCUGGUGGAAGAUCAGGUACCAAGGCCGUGAGGGCUGGGCCCCAGCCUCCUACCUGAAGAAGGCUGACAUCCAGAGUCAGAAGCAGUCAGCAGGUGCCGCUGCUCAUGCCAGCACCAACGACCUAGACGGGGUUUCUAAACAGAAUCAGCAAAACAAUGCAGCCAGAGAGAACCGAGACAACAGCCAUAAAGAAAACCGACUCUCAUUUUUUUCUGACAAAAAAGUGGGAUCAAGACACAGACCUCCUCCACGCAGAGAUCUUACCAUUCCACGUGGUGCAAACCUACCCAAGCCACCCGUUCCUCCUCAGGUUGAGGAAGAGUUCUACACCAUAGCAGACUUCCAGACCACCAUCCCUGAUGGUAUUAGCUUCCAAGCCGGACUUAAAGUUGAGGUGAUUGAGAAGAAUGCAAGUGGUUGGUGGUACAUCCAGAUAGAUGACAAAGAGGGCUGGGCCCCCGCCACCUUUAUUGACAAGUACAAGAAGACCAGUAAUGCUCUGAGACCUAACUUCCUAGCACCUUUGCCCAAUGAGAUGGAGAAGCUGAGACUGGAAGAUGGUGGUUCAUCAAAUGUUUCAGUCACAGAUGACAGCUGGUCCAAGCCUUUACCAGAUGAGCCAACAACAGCCCCCGAGUUCUGUGCCCGGCCUAAGCUGAGAGAUUGGAAGUCUGGUGCCAGCAAGGGGGUGCCUGGGCCUUUACCUCCAGCCCCAGCUGCCCCUCCAGUGGAGGAGAAACCAGCUCUGCCACCUCGACGGGAGUCCAUUAAUAAAAGCUUUGAAUCGGAGGUAGCCGAGAAACCAAGACCUGAUCAUUCCAAACCUUUGCCCCCAAAACCCCCAGCGCCUGGGGUCAUUGUGCCACUGGUUACACCCAAGGCAGCCCCUUUCAAACAGGAGAAAACACCAGAGAGCAAGAAAGAAGAUAAGAACAAACCUCUUCACCUUCGGAAUGAAAUGGGUCUUGAAUGUGGCCACAAGAUAUCUGCCAAAGAGGUCAAGAAGUUCAAUCUGAAACCCAUACCUAAACAACCACCAAAACCCAAAUCAGAAGCGCAGGAGGAGAAACCAGACUCAGCUGGCCCAGCAGUGUUUAUGAAGCCGAAGCCAGUGAUCCGACCUAAACCUGUUCCAGCUGCCAAGCCAGAUCCUCCAGCAGAGAACAAACUGGACAUCACCAACCUGAGAAGCAAGCUGAGGCCAUCCAAACCUUUAGAUCUCGGCUCUGGGUCUGACACCUCAGCAGUAAAUAGUUCCCAGUGCAGUCCACCUACAAGCUCUCCACCUGUCCAUAUCCCUACUCUCAAUAAUGGUAAGCACUUAGAUGAGCCAAAACUCCCCCCAAAACACAUCAAUGGUCAUAGUCAGGAGAGCUCAUCACCCCCUGCAAAACCAGCAGUGCCUCCCCACAAAGAACCUCCUCAGAGACCCCCUAUCAUGGCUCCAAGGAGACCUCCUCCUCCAAAGAAGGAGAACCCGUCCAGCCCAACUGAGCUCAAACCUCCAGCUGCUCUAAGAGAAACCCAUGACAUGCCCAAAGCUCCACCACCCCAACUCAGCAGACCCCCUCCCCCCAAACCCAAAGGGUUUGUUCUGCCACCUCCAAACAAAGAGAAAGAAGAGCCCAAAGUUAAUAAAGUCCCGAUUCCUCCAAAGCCCCUUGUGAAAAGCGAGAAGCCCAGCCCGCCAAAGGACAAGCUUCCACCUUUACUCAAGGAGCCCAGUAAGGAUGAACUGUAUCUAGCUGUGGCGGAUUUUGAAGGGGAUGAUAACACAUCCAGCUUCAAGGUGGGUACAGUGUUUGAGGUGUUGGAAAAAAACGGCAGCGGCUGGUGGUUCUGUAAAAAUGUAGGCGAAGAAGUCGAGGGCUGGAUCCCCUCGAAUUACCUGAGCAAGAAACCUUAGUGUGAAUAUGCUCUCAAAACCAUUGCCAUAUGAAUAAAUAAGGAUUUAAAUGAACAAAAUAUCACUACUUUGUAGCUUAUUAGCAUUUUUUUUAUUUAUAGGUACCUUUUUUUUAUUAUUUGACACAUUUGUUAUGUUUAAUUUUGAUAAGAAUAUUCUACCUAAACUGAACCAGCAAUAACACAUGGCCUUGUUGGGUCUUGUGACGUUUACUUCUUUUUGUUUUUUUAUCCAAAUAUCACAUGAACUGUUAAAAAGGUAAAAAGAUUAGAUGCUAGAACAGCAGUAAAUGUAACUCCACCCAUGCCUUCUAUGAUACGGUGCCUCUAUAUUAUAUGCAAAGUGCUUCAGUGCUUAAUAUACUGUAUGCAACUGUAGAAAUAGUCUUAAAGUAAAACUCAAAUCUACAUCACAGAAUAUACUAGAUGUUCAAAUCCAGCCAUUUUCCUCAGCAAUAGACAAAAAAACAAAACAAAACAAAAAAAAACUGUAAAUCUCUUAGACAAAGACUACACAUGAGCUCACUGGGGGAGUUCAAUGACAAAAAAGUGCUAUUAGUAAUUACUAAAAGAGACAUCUUUGCCAAGUAGAAAUGCUGUUUGUUAUACUAGAAACAUGCAUUUUCGUUUUUGUGCUAUUGUAACGCUUUCUUCAUUGACUGCAUAAUUAAUGUUGCAGUGACUUGUAACGGAUGUGCACUUUGUCAGUCAUUUCAGAUGAGGUAAGUUUAAGGUUUGCACAUACUGAAGGAAGGGGAAGAAUGCCACAGUGCAUUUUAUCUUAGUUUUAUUAGUCUUUUUUUUAUUAGCUAUGUUUUUUUAUACUCACUGUAACAAAUAUCCAUCAAUGUAAAGAUGAGGCUAGAACAUCCAAAAUGACAAAGUAAAAAGAAAACUCUCUGUCAAAGUAUUUUAACAUAAAUUGUGUUAUCUCACAUCCAAAAAUAAAAAUGGUGAAAUGUGACUUGCAGAGCAAUGUCUGCAUAUUGGUACCAGAUGUCUGACCUAAGAAAUAAGAAUUUGGAGAUCUACAGUGAAUUGUGCAAUGAUUUACAGUAUUGUAAGUGUACAGUCUGUUCUUAACCGAAGUUUGGUGCUCAAUUAACAGCAAAGUAUGACCAUUGUAUAAAAAUAAUGUUUUACAUUAAUGCUUGACUGGUCUCAAGCAUGGUCAGUAUAGCAAAUUAUUUUUUAUUGUACAGAAAUGAGAGGCAUAUCUUAGCUGUUGUCACUUUUCUUUGACGGUCCAUCUGUUCUUUUAUUCUGUACUGAUGAUGAGAUUAGAAGAAGAAAAGAGCUGAGAAUGAAUUUGGUUGGUUGAUUUGUGGGAUUUGCCAAUUAGAGGCAAUGCAGAGGGUUGUGUCGUUUCUGUCAAGAGAUUAAUUAAAAAAGAAGUUACUUAAGAAAAGUAUGUGAAAUAACUGGCUGUGGUCCAGAAAUGAUUGUAUACUAAACAUUUUUUUUUAAGUGCUACAUUUACUAUACAUUUCCAAAGUGUUUUGUUUACCUAAGUUAGCAAAAUUGAGAAAUAAAAUGUUCAUGAUUGUCAACGCAAUCUGACAAGGCUACAAGCUGUAACGAUUCGUGAUUCUGCUUCUAGUCGCUAUAAUGUUAUUCAGCCUUCCAUCCAUGUUUUAUACAGAAAUGACAGUAUCCAACUAGAAAAGGUUCAGGUAUGUUUAUGUGGAUAGAAAGGCAGAAAUCUACAGAACAAUGCAAGGCAAAUGGGUUGAUGGUGUCAUCAUUUCAGUAUUGUAAUCUUAUUUACUUUUUUGCUAUGUAUUUUUCAUUACAUUGAGUCUCCUUUUACUCAAGUCAAUAAAAGUUUCUGAUUUUUUUUUUUUCAGUUGAGCUGUCA
Messenger RNA from Larimichthys crocea (large yellow croaker), 5049 nucleotides. RefSeq names its product SH3 and PX domains 2B (gene sh3pxd2b). The transcript is spliced from 15 exons. Gene Ontology annotation, molecular function: superoxide-generating NADPH oxidase activator activity; phosphatidylinositol binding; protein binding. Gene Ontology annotation, biological process: superoxide anion generation. The record is from RefSeq and is a predicted model, not a curated record. Lineage: Eukaryota; Metazoa; Chordata; Actinopteri; Sciaenidae. The coding region runs from base 406 to 3192 and encodes 928 amino acids. Gene Ontology annotation, cellular component: cytoplasm.